UUUACGCGAAGCCGGAAGUAGUCAGGAGUGAAUCAUCUCAAUUUAGCACGUAGCGAGUUGACGCACCACACCCACUGAACAGAUCAGACAAGAUCAUACAGGUACCACACAGUCCCGUUAUAACCCAUCCCUUAUGGUUGUAUAUAUAUUUAUGUCCCUCACUAAAUAAAUAAAUCAUACAGUAAUAUUUUAAAGCUAAUUUAACGAUUUAUUUUGUAUGUUUUAGCAGUUUACACUCAGGCUCCUGACGCGCCACCUAAAGGGUCCUUCCCCCGAAACAGCAAGAGUUACGAACAUGCUCACGACCAUGAAUGUAAAAAUGUGUUUUCUAACUUUAAAGUGCUUAACAGUUGACACCACAGUAUAUUAAUAUGAUAACUGACUUCACUUUACGUUUAUUAUUUUGACGCUGUUACGACUUUCCUGUUCUUACUUUGCGGGAAAUUGUUCAACCUGAUGCAAAAUGAGCUCUGAGGUGUGCCCGUUCUGCGGGAAAACUUACAAAAGGUUAAAGAGUCACCUGCCACAUUGUAAGGCAGCGGCGAGCUCCAAAACGCCUCCGACCAAACAUGAUGUCACGGUGAAUCAGACAGCAUCGUCUACUCAGCUGGACUCAACAGCAGAGUCCACAGACAUGCUGACAAGUCUGCAAUCAAAUAAGAGUAAAAAGAAGUCAGCAGCAUCACAGUCAUUGUCCCCGAGUUCUGCAUCACCUCCAUCAACAGCGAAGAAGAACAAGAAGAAACUGUCAGAGCAAAUCAAGACAGCCAGCAUACCUACGGCCACCUCUAAGCCCAAAAAACAAAGUCUCCGCGCUUUGAUAGAAGCUGCGAGGUCCGAACCGGUUUCUACGGGGUCACUGGAGGGAACAGGAACCGCCUCAGAGGAGCGGCUUUCAAGUUCAACUCCACUUGUAGCCGAUCCUCUAACCUCCAGAACCACAGCCGAGACCAAAACGAAUCCUGACAAAGACUCGGUCCAAGACAACGCCCAUGCUGCCUUUCCGUCCGCCGACUCCAAACCCAAAGCUGCCACUAGAAAGAAGACGAAGAAAAGCAUUCCCACAGCCAAAGAUACCUCCAACUCUCUGCACUCUGAAGUUAAUAAAAGUGGUGCAAGUUCUCGAGUGAAAGACAACUUCUGGGUGGACAGUGAGGGGGAAGUUGAGGAUUUAAAGAUGAAAUCAUUGAGUGGUCUCCAAACCAGGAUUACACUCCAGGAUGUUAAAGCCACGUUAGGCCGAGCUAAAGAUGGACGUCAGUCCAAGAGGCCGAGCAUCCUGAGCCAGAUCCAAGCUGAUCAAAAAAUCAGUCCAGUUCCCCUCCCAGCAGAUAGCAGCUUGGUAACUAAAACUCAACAGCCUACAGCGUUACAACCAGUCAGCAGAAACAGUUUAAAGUCAGCUUUAAUCCCCCUGCAGCAGCUUGAAAUUAGCUCGCCUGCAGCUCCCCUCCUCUCACCGUCCCAGGUGGGCAAAGCCGUCAGUGUGAACGAGGCUCUGAAGGAGACCAAACUCCUCACAAUAUCUCCAUCACUCAUUAAGUUUUCCAGGGCGGAGCCGCUGAGAGCUGAUGGAGGGUUGAAGUCGCAGCUCGAGAUUAGGAAAGAAAACACUGCUGAUAAUAAAGCUGCAGGUGCUGUGACUCAGCGCAGCCUUGGACAGGUGAAACUGAGGGAGUUACCUGAGUGGCUGGCCUGCAGAACCCCGAGCCAUCCGAAACAAGUGGUGGAGAUGGUGCAAAGCGGCUGGCAGUGGUAUUAUAAGAGGUACAUUGACGUGAGGAGAGGAGGUGUCGGUGGACUAGGCAUGCUGUUAGCAGGAUACUGCGUGCUCAGCUACAUCUGGAGUUACCCUCAUAUCAAGCGUGAUCGCUGGAGGAAGUACCACUAAUGUCAAGUGUGAUUGUAUGAGGAAACAGCAACUCCGACAAACUGUAAAGCAUCUGUUCUGUCCACAUCCAAACAUGUCCACAGGAUUUAUGUCUGAGAAGUUUAAACUGUUUAUUUCUUGUCAACAGGGUCGCUCUUCCUCUCAGAUCAGUCUGUUUCCUGCUACGGGAUUGGUGAUCAAACAAGUUCAACAAUUUGGAAAAUAUGCUUAUUUGAUCCAUAAGACUCUUGGCAUGAAGAUCAGAAACGGGGACAAAAUUUGAUAAAAACCAUCCACCUACCAGCAACUUUAAGGCUCAUAUAUUACCACGUUCUUCUUAUUUUUUCUGUUUUGUGCAGACAGUUUUAUCAGGUCAAUUUUGUUUUUUUCUGGGCCACUGUGAUCAGUAACUUCCUGUGCUAAUUAGUGCACUUUAAAGGUGCUGGUACACAAAUUUUGUCACCAUUUGACAGAACUAGAGUUGCUCGAGAGCCGAGGAGACGGGGUUCCUGACUCACAAAAUGACGCUAAGAAAAACCACAAAAGGAUGACAAAUUAACGACAAAGUGAGAAUAAAGGGAAACAAAAUGACUGAAGGGGUGUAAGAUUACCACAAAGACAUGCCCAAAGACUUAAAAAUAGAUGCAAAGUGACACAAAACGACUUCAAGGAAACACAGAAUGACUAAAAGUAGACUCUGAGUUUGGGCGUUUUGUUCCCAUGUAGAGCGGAUAAAAGUAUUCAGAUCUCUUACUUCAUUAAAAGUAAUAAUACCAAAGUGUGAGUUACUUCACUAGAAGUAAGUCAAAAAAGUAUCAAAAUGUACUUAAAGUGUCAAAAGUAAAAGUAUUUGUUCUGCAGAAUGAACCCACUCAGACUGUUUUAUAAACUACCACUCAAAAGUUUGGGGUCAGUUAGAAAUGUCCUUAUUUUUUAAAGAAAAGCACAAAUUUUUAAAAUUAAAAUAACAGACCUACAUUUUCUGGGUGACCCCAAACUUUUGAGCACUAGUGUAUCUUCUAAAUAUAUUAUUGGAUUAGUAUUUUUGAUGCAUUUAUGUUAGCAGCAUAUUUAUUUUGUAAAGAAAGGGCUCAUUUUAACUUCUUAAUAAACUCUUAUGAAGUUUAGUUUUAAAAAAUAUGUCUAAUCACUUUAAAUUAAUCAUGUUUUUAUGUUAAAGCUCAACCUUAAAAGUAGCUGGCAGCUAAAUGUAGUGGAGUAAAAAGGACAAUAUCUCCCUCUAAAAAGGUAGUAAAGUAGAAGUAUAAAGUUACAUAAAAUGUAAAUUAAUGCACAGAUUAUGGUAUUAUACAGAAUAUGAUUUUCUGCCCGAAAGUGAAUGAACAAAUUUCCCAAAUUGUUGAACUAUUUCUUAGAAAACUUGAAAUUAUGAUACCAGCAGUUUUUAUUCCCAACUGAAGUGAAAUAAUAUAUUUAUCUCAUCUAUGGCUAUAUUAUUUAAUUAAAUGUUGUCAUGUUUUAGUUUGAGGACGUUAUUAAAUUUAUUGGGAUUUUAUUUUGUGUUUUUGGUUAGAUUCCCACUGGGCUCCACUAGGUGUCACUGUUGAGUUGUGUUCCUGAAACCAAAGAGGCAGGGCUGUCAAAUGUUUGCUAUGCGGAGUUUUCUUAGCUCCUUUGUGCAGAGGCAUUGGUGCUGGGCUCCAUGAAGGGAUUAAAGGGAACCAACAGAUUUUUAACUUGAUUAAAAAAAAAAAAAACGCACUCUGGCAGCGGUGAGGUGGAGGAACAUGAAAUUCAAAAUGUCCUGACUUCAGUAUCCGUGAACAGAUCCUAUCUGUGUAGCAGGGGGUUACAAAUCUGUUUUUCUUUCACAAACGCUCUCCCUGUCACAUGAUGUUAUUAUGCAUGCUCAGGCCGUCAGAAUAGUAAUGCAGUGGACGCUGAAGGAGGUUUUCUCUGUAGCGAACCAGUUUGUUGUUGUAUUCAAAAUGAAUUUAUUAUUGACUCUCUUUGCUGCUGUAGUGAACACACAUUAGCUACAAAUGAAGAAAUUACAGUAUUUUUGUAACGUUUUUGUUCUUGAACGCCUCUUCUUAUCCAACACAAUAAAAAAUAAUUUCCACCAUCAUGUUUUUGUUUUU
Messenger RNA from Centropristis striata (black sea bass), 3972 nucleotides. RefSeq lists its product as uncharacterized. Bases 464 to 1891 code for a protein of 475 amino acids. Gene Ontology annotation, molecular function: proton-transporting ATP synthase activity, rotational mechanism. The transcript is spliced from 5 exons. The record is from RefSeq and is a predicted model, not a curated record. Gene Ontology annotation, biological process: proton motive force-driven mitochondrial ATP synthesis. Lineage: Eukaryota; Metazoa; Chordata; Actinopteri; Perciformes; Serranidae.